GAAGAGAACAAAGGAACCCUUAGUCGUGUUCAUGUCUUGUUAACAGAUGUUGUAAUGUUUUGUGUGUCAGUGAAUGCGAUUGGUGGAUUCAGAUUCAACUCUCGCGUUCGUAUUCGCAUUCCCAAAUCCUCUCUGUCAGCGAUGGCCACUAACUCAGUCCGAGUUGCUGCGGCUCAGAUGACAUCCAUCAGUGACCUCGAUGCUAAUUUCGCCACUUGCUCUCGUCUUGUUAAAGAAGCAGCAUCAGCUGGAGCCAAAUUGCUUUGCUUUCCUGAAGCUUUCUCUUAUGUGGGUACCAAGGAUGGAGACAGUGUUAGUGUUGCACAACCCUUGGAUGGACCAAUUAUGAACCAAUAUUGCUCUUUGGCCAGAGAGUUCAGCAUUUGGUUGUCACUUGGAGGCUUCCAAGAAAAAGGAUCUGAUCCUGAACACUUGCGGAAUACUCAUGUUGUAGUAGAUAACACUGGCAAAAUUAGAAGCUCAUAUAGAAAGAUACACCUGUUUGAUGUAGAUGUUCCUGGUGGAAGGGUAUAUAAAGAAAGUAGUUUUACAGAAUCAGGCAAGGAUAUUGUUGCAAUAGACAGUCCUAUCGGACGUUUGGGACUGAGUGUUUGCUAUGAUUUGAGAUUUCCAGAAAUGUAUCAGUCAUUACGUUUCCAACAUGGAGCACAGGUACUGUUAGUGCCUGCAGCAUUCACUACAGUAACUGGUGAAGCACACUGGGAGAUUCUUCUUCGUGCUCGUGCAAUUGAGAAUCAAUGCUAUGUCAUUGCUGCUGCACAAGCUGGCAAACAUAACAAUAAAAGAGAAAGCUAUGGGGAUACAUUAAUUAUAGAUCCGUGGGGAACAAUUGUUGGUCGAUUACCAGAUCGUUUGUCUACAGGCAUUGCAGUAGCUGAUAUUGAUUUAUCAUUGGUUGAUUCAGUUAGAGAGAAGAUGCCAAUUGCCAAGCAAAGAAAGCCAAUUGACUUCUGGAAAGCAGCGUCUCUAUAGUUCUGAUUUGGACCAAUCAAGCAAAGGUAGUUUAUCUAAAUAUGGAAUUUCUAUGUAC
Molecule: messenger RNA, 1051 nt
Organism: Abrus precatorius (Indian licorice)
Lineage: Eukaryota; Viridiplantae; Streptophyta; Magnoliopsida; Fabales; Fabaceae
Product: nitrilase-like protein 2
Exons: 9
Coding region: 55-993 (312 amino acids)
Molecular function (GO): hydrolase activity, acting on carbon-nitrogen (but not peptide) bonds, in linear amides
Source: RefSeq, a predicted model, not a curated record